This is a messenger RNA of Diabrotica virgifera virgifera (western corn rootworm), 11522 nucleotides long. RefSeq names its product regulator of gene activity (gene Rga). Gene Ontology annotation, biological process: regulation of stem cell population maintenance; nuclear-transcribed mRNA poly(A) tail shortening; regulation of DNA-templated transcription. Lineage: Eukaryota; Metazoa; Arthropoda; Insecta; Coleoptera; Chrysomelidae. The coding region runs from base 308 to 1444 and encodes 378 amino acids. Gene Ontology annotation, cellular component: P-body; CCR4-NOT core complex. The transcript is spliced from 5 exons. The record is from RefSeq and is a predicted model, not a curated record.
GAUGGUUUCAUUAUCGCUUAUUGUUGUAGGACAAUAACAUCUAUAAAACAAUUUGCUGUAAAAUUAUAUGCUGGAAGAUCAAUUUUAUAAUAAAAACACCAAUAUUUAUAUAAGUCUACAGCAUAGAAGUUGAUCCUAACAUCCAAUUUGCAUUUAUAAGUGUCAAUCUGUGAGUGUAGUGUUAAGAAGUACCAUUAUGUCUUUUUUGUGCUAGUUGUUUCUUACAAGGUUUUUUUGUAAAGAAUUAUUACGAACUUUUUGCUAUUUUCGUUAUGCUUGAAUGUGGCCUGCCCCAUAAGAGAUAGCGAUGGCGAAUUUGAACUUUACAAGAAACAUUGGAGGAAACAAUCUUGGAAGAACAAGUGUUAGUUUCGGUAGUAAUUCUAUGUCUGGACAUGUUACUCCUGUUCUCGGACAAAGAAUACCUUCGGAGCGACGAGCCCUUCCUACUAUGGGAAACGCAAAUCAAAUGGGUCACAUGAGUACCUUAGGAGGUUAUAGUUCCUUUAACUCGGUUUUUGGUUCUGGUGAUACCAACACUCCAUCUCUUUUAGACUUUAACGAAUUUCCUUCACUUACAAAUCGAAACUCUGGUGAUAACGUGCCGCAGCCAAGUCCAAUGCCCGGUGGUAAGCCCUAUGUAGGAAUGGUCAAACAACCCACGUCGGAAUCCAGCGAAUUUACAAUGUCCUCGGAGGAUUUUCCUGCGUUACCUGGUACGCAGAAUAGGGAAGGAGCGUCGCCUGGAAGUAAUGCUUCGGGAGACAAAGGAGUGAGUGGAGGUGCGGGAGAUGGUGUGAAUUCAAGAGAAGGAGACAAGAGUGGUUCAAAAUCAGGUAUUCAGACGUCGCCUGAUGGCAGAAUAACAAAUAUUCCAGCAAGUAUGGUGAAUGAUCAAUUUGGUAUAGUAGGUUUGUUGACCUUUAUAAGGGCAGCUGAGACUGAUCCAAAUCUUGUAUCAUUGGCCCUAGGCCAAGAUUUGACUGCACUUGGACUGAAUCUCAAUUCACCUGAUAACCUAUACCCCACGUUUGCUGGACCCUGGGCGGAACACCCAUGUCGGCCGCAGGACAUCGAUUUCCAUGUACCUCCUGAGUAUAUCAUUAACCAUGCGAUAAGGGAGAAACUCGCAUCAAUGAAACUAAGUCGGUAUAAAGACGACUUACUGUUUUUUAUGUUUUAUAAUAAUGUUGGUGACGUACUUCAAAUUGCAGCUGCCUCAGAACUAUACAGCCGAGAGUGGAGGUACCACAUAGAAGAAAAACUUUGGAUGACGCAAGUACCGGGUAUGGUUCUAAUGGAAAAGACAUCAACAUACGAGAGAGGGACUUACUACUUCUUCGACCCGCAAAAUUGGCGGAAAAUCCCAAAAGAAUUCUAUUUGGAAUACAGCAAACUCGAAGGGCGACCGGUCAUGAAUCAAAACCUACACCACAAUUCAUGAAAGUCCUUAUCCAUGACACCACCCGUUUAUGAAUAAAUGAAAAGUGUAUAAUUAUAUUUGGAAUAGAAUUGGUUCGUUCAUAAAACAUUAAGACCACUGUUUUAAAAUAGGUUGAGAUCACGAGGUGAUUGAUAUCAGUCGCUAGUCCAGAUCCGUACAAUGCUAAUUAAUUUUAUUGUUUCAUGCUGUAAAAUUAUUUGCUAAAAUAAAUUUUAUGAAACUUACAGAAAUAUCGUUAGACUUAUUGUGAUGUGGGGUUGCAUUCUACAGUCAUUUAUAAUAGACUUUAUCAACGAUAAGUGUAUGGUAUUAUGGUUAUACCAUACACUAGUCUCCAUUUUCCUAUUACUAUAUUUGUUUAUUAUGAUAAUGUAUGGACGUAAUAUGAUUAGAACACCGGCAAACCAAUAAAUACUUUUUAUUUUAAAGUAACUUACCACUAACUGAUAUUAACUUUAUUAAGCAAAUACUGUAAGGGAGAAAAAUAAAAAUUCAUUUUGUACUCGUAUACUGCUCCACAUAAAUAAUUUCCUAUAUUUAAAACUUAAGGAAUAUAUUUAUGUAUUUUUUCCGUUGCCAGUACAAAACGAUUAAAUCAAUAAAUUCUUAUUUUACAGAGAAUCUUCCUAAGACUGUUAAAAGAGCUUCUGGCUUUUUCAAUACGAGUUCUUAUUUCGUAGCUAUGAUCUUAAGUAUCCUUAAUAUUGUAGCACAAAUAGCAUAUUUUUUCCACUCUUUCUAACGGUGUAUCGUUUAUUGUAAUUUGGGCGUUUAUGUUGGUAUUUUUACUAAUGAUCAUUAUUUUUGUCUUCUUGCAGUUUAGUGUCUUAUCAUCUAUUUUUCGAAGGGUUUUCAUGUCUGCUGUUUCCAGCACUUUUUUUGUCCUACUUGUGUCAGGUCGUGUUUCUGCCGCAUAUGUCAUUUUCCUCUUCAGCCCCAAGAAAAAAGUUUUUAUUAUUUUAAUAAUAUUUUCUAUUUUCUCUCGUCAUUUGCGAAAACAAUAAACGAAAAUCUAUAAAAACUAUAAAUAAAUUAUUUGACACACAUAAUAUGACAGGUCCAGCAUAAUGCACAUCAGGACUUAGCUUUCAUAUAAUUUAAAUAUGAAACUGAAAAAACAUUCUGGUUAAUGAGAAAUACACAUAUACAUUUUGCAUUUUGUACAAAAGAAUCUCGUCUUCUUAGUGCAUCCAAGAGGUUUAGGCAACGCGAUAAGAAUAUCUAUUGCUGACAGAGCAUAUUGGCAAAUGGUCAUUACUGGUUUUUCUUACAUCUAUAGGCGGUAACUUGAAAACUGUAGACUUUUUACAGGAGUUAUGGGCACUUCAUCUUCAGAUGUCUGGUUCUCUUGAAAUAGACGCACUAGCUUGUCUCCCACUUGCAGGCUUACCACCUAGAGCUAGUGACCUUCCAACAUGCAUCUUCAAAUUCCUGUAAAUCCAUUUCCUUUGAUCAUUAUCGCUGUCUUCACUGACUAAAAAAGUCGUUAUCUGUCGAAAUAGUCUCCAAUUCACGUUUCAUCAAUAUCCUUUUACUAUUUGUAACUAAACUUAAAAAACGUGAGUAUGGUAACAUAUUUUGCUAACUAAGUCCCAAUGUCCAAAAUGCUGGACAAAAAGUUUAGAGGACCCCUGAAGUGUCCAGUUGUAAUUAUUUUCAAAUAUAUAUUUACCACAAAUACGUCCAAUCAUCAAGUAACAUACAUUAAAAACAAUCAAUACUGUAAAGUAUAGAAAAACACUACAACUUACUGUAUUUUUGUGGAGCCACCAUCAUAACUUAAAAAAUUUCACCACAUGUAACAACAAACUACCGAGGUAGCCGCUGUUGUCAAAUUUUUGAAACGAGUAAAUUUGGCUGAUAAAAAGGAAGUCCAAUAUGCUGCAAUAUAGAACGCAGCGAUGCCCAACGCGAAUAGUCACCGUGUAAUAAAUUAGUAGAUAUUGUCCAGCUGGCUGGACCUAUGGACUUACGAGGUUAUUGCUCUGAUGACUGUUAAGUAAAUUCUGCCUUUCAUUUCACACAUAUUGUGUCAUUCAGGCAACCUACGGCUCUGUUUGCUCUAUUCACUUGAUCUUCCACUGUUUCCGAGCCUUCCGUAGCUAGAUAGUGUCAUGCCUAGGAAUUUAAACUCCAUCACUUGUUCUAUUAUCUGACCUUCCAGCUCCAAUUUACAUCUUAUUGGAUCUGCUGUUAUAACCAUGCAUUUUGUCUUUUUUGAGGAAAUUAACAUGUUAAAUUUUCUGGCGGUUAUGUUAAAUUGGUGCAGCACACGUUGUAAACCAUCUUCACUUUGAGUGAUUAGUAUUGCAUCGUGUGCAAAGCAGAUUAGUUUAAGUUGUUUUUCUCCCAUUUGGUAUCCUUUUUUAGCUCUUACUUUUUUUAAUAUUUCGUCAAUGAUAUGGUUGAACAAUAAAGGACUCAGGGAAAUGUCUUAUCCCAUUGCCAGCUUCAAUUGUGUUAGUUAGUUCAUCUUCUACUUUUACUUUUAUUGUGUGGUUCUACUAGAUGUUUACGAUCGUUUUAAUUAUUCCUAGAGGUCUCUUGGGUAUAACAAAUGGAUAACUUCCUUUAAUUUGACCCUGUCAAAUGCCUUCUUAUGGUCCUCGAAACAUAAAUAUGCCGGUUUGUUAUAUUAUAAUGAUUUCUCUUGAACUUGCCUCAUAAAUAUAGCGUCGGUGCAUGAUCUUCCCGACCUAAAAUCUUGUCAGUCGGUCAUUCAGUCUUCCAUUGUAUACAAUUUCAUUCACUGUGUCAGUUAGUUUUACAUGGUAUACAGACCGUCCGUCUCCUAUCAAUGUUUUAUUGCCGCAUUUGGCUUUGUUUAGCAAUGUUGCAUUGCCCUAAUCAUAAAUCCUAUAUUCUAAUUAUUUAUCACUUUUGAUCUCGUCUUUGAUAUCACAAUUGGUAUUUCAACAUGAAAAUAUCAGCAUUUAACCUUUUUUACAUGUUAUACAUGCUAGUAAUAAUUGUUUCUAGUUUUAAAAACAUUCCAUCUUCUAGUAAAAUUAAUAAUUUAACUCAAUAGCAUUUAUUUUUUAGCUUAAUUGUGUUCGACUUUUAGUCCGGUUAUCUACUAAGAUGCAUAUAUUUAUUUAAUUUAUUUAAUUUAUUUUUUUGUUCGACUUGGGCUUUGGCGAUAUGUAAUUAUGUAUUUUAAUCAUGAUAUUUGUCAUCUUCCCAAACAUUUCAAACUUUUGACAUAUACCAUUUUGUCUAUUGCAUUUUUACCACCUUCAAGUUUGAUUCUGGCAAAUUUCACUUCUAAUAAUUAUGAGAGUUGCCUCCGUACUUAACGGUGCACGUAAAGCCCGUAAAGCGUAUACUAAUUCAGUCAUGGGGGCGACUGAAUUCGAGAAGGCGUUGUAUGCAUAAUAUUAGUUACAUAUUCUAUACUAUUACGGUCCACAAAUUAACUGUAUUGGUGUAGGAUUUGUAAGCGAAAUUUUUGAUUAUUAUUGAGUAAAUGUCUAUACUGUUUCAGUCAUGGACGUAUAAAUAAAAAUUUAUACGUUUAUAGAGCGACUACGAUAUAAUCAACAGAUAUCAAAUUUUAUUAAUAAUAUACGAGGUAUGUCAAAAAAUAUGAUUUUCUCUCAAGAGUAAAGCAUCUUUAUAUUCCAUAAUAUUGAAAAGUGUUAUUAUCGGAAGUUGUUUGGAAUUAAAAAUUAUGUUCUAAUGCGCAAUUACAUUUUUUUAAUUGAAAAAAAACUUUUUGAAGAUACAAAACAUAAUUUUUAUUUAAGUAUGAUAAUUCCGAAAUUAUUAAUUUUACCAAAAAAAGUUAUUCUUUAUAAAAAGUUAUUCUUUAUAAAAAGUUUUGCACGUUCUAAAAAAUAAGAGUCAAUUAUAAUAUUUCACAUUUUAUCAAUGUUAUACCGUGUAUGUCAAAAAAUGAAUUUCGCUCAAAAGUAAAGUACCUUUAUUUUGCACAAUAUUGAAAAAUUUUAUUAUAAAAAGUUGUUCAGAAUUAAAAAACUAAAAAACAUGUAAGAAUAUACAGUUACAUCUUUUAAAUUGAAAUAUUGUGAACGAUAAAGGUACUUUAAUCUUGAACGAAGUUCAUAUUUUUUGACGAACCUCGUAUAAAAUUUAUAAAAUUUGAUAAAUUAUAGUUGUAUCUUAGUUUCCAGACCAUACAAAACUUUUUAUAAAGAAUAACUUUUUUUCGUAAACCUAAUAAUAUCGGAGUUAUAAAUAAAAAUGAUGUUGGGUUGUAAUUUGUGAAAAAAUUUCAAUUAGAAGAAUGUAAUUGCAUAUUAGAACAUUAUUUUUAAGUCCAAACAAAUUUUUUUAAUAACAAUUUUCAAUCUUGUGAAAUAUAAUAUAAGGUACUUUACUUUGAGAUAAAUUCAUAUUUUUUGACAUUCCUCAUAUUCUAUUGAAAAUUUUGAUAUCAGAUGAUUGCAUCUUAGGUUUUAGACCACGCAGAACUUUUUAUGAAGAAUAACUUUUUUUCGUAAAAUCACUAAUAAAAAAGUUUUCCAUAUGGUUCCAACUUACAGGGACAUACAUACUGUAUAUACUCGUACAUUAGUAGUUAUUCAUUUAUUUUUAAUUUUUAAUCAUAUCCAAAUAUAUAUUGUUUAUUUUCAUUUUCAAAAUAUAUCUAAAUUUUAUGAUAUAAUAAUAAAUCCACUUAAGAGUAAAGGCGCAAAUAUUUUACUUACAGCUAUCCCUACUUUUUCUGUUUUUCCACGCAAAUGGCGUGUAGUAAAAUUCUCACUAGUAUGGAUAUGUAAACAUUACUUGACAAUGUCAUUAUUAACUUUAAAGAGAUGGCUUUUGAAUGUUCUUGGAUAACUGUUAGGUACUUGCUUAAAUUAUUAAUUCAGUUAAUUAAUAUGAUAAUUUUUUCACUAGUAUUCAGUGAUUAUAAUAAUUUAUAUACUCUACAACAAAAACAAAUACUCAAUCGAGAAAAGAAAAAAAGAGAUAGUGAUUUUUUAAUAAUAUAUUGUUACUAUGGAACGUUUACAAUUUUGAACAUCUUUAACAACAAAAUACUUGGAUCACAGAAUGUAUCCUGGAGUAUUCUCUGCUUGGAUCUUCCAUAAAUAAUAAACAAUAAAUAACUUUUUAGUAACAAUAAAUAACUUUAUUUACUAAUCAAUUAUUUAUCAAAUACACUAUCAAUAUUAUUUAAUCAACAACUCAAAAUAUUCCCGAUGCAAUGUCAAAUAUUUAAAAUUGUCACUGUCUUGUCACCAUAUUGUACUCGACUCAGUGCGUUGUAUGACAACGCACUAAAUUAAUAUAUAUUUUAAAAAAAUAUAAACGCAGAAUGAAAGACUAAAUUAUUAUUGAGGGCUGAAAGUCCCUUAGAAUAAAUAAAAAGUUUCUUUUACAUGAGAUAUUUAAGAUUUAAAAUCACACUACAUUUUAUCUUAGAUUUUCAUCCCUGUAACUUAUUAAAAUAAAAAUUAUAGGUUUUCAGGGACUUUCGGCUCUCGGUAAGAACGUAAUCUUUCAUUCUGCGUUUAAAUUUUUCAAAAAUAUUUAGUAGUUUUCUCAGGAUUCGAAAAAAAUGAAUCCCUUUAAAUAGCAUUGGAGCUGAAACUAUUUACCGAUCUCCUUAAGUAAAUACUUGAUUAGUUUUACUUACAUGACUGAAACAGUCUAGACAUUUAUUCAAUAAUAAUCAAAAAAUUCGCUUACAAAUCCUACACCAAUACAGUUAAUUUGUGGACCGUAACAGUAUAGAAUAUGUAACUAAUAUUCUGCAUACAAAACCUACUCGAAUUCAGUCGCCCCCAUGACUGAAUUAGUAUAGCUUUUGUAAAUUCGCCCCCUGGACUAGUGUACAUCGAUACUAGGUCCAUGACACAAGGUUAACGAUGCAAUUGGAGCCAGAAAAUCCGACAGGAUCGCAAUACGAGAUUAUUAUUACCACAUUCAUGGUGUGUUACUAUUGUGUGGUUAUGUUAAAAAUACUCCAUUUUUCCUAAUAUGUAGUUGUAGUUUUUUAAAUUAAAUCAAAUUCUAAAUUAAAACUUUCCUUUCCCUUUUAAAUAUUUGUUUUCUCUCUUUCUUUCUCCCGUAUUAAUAUUACACUUGCUCUGUCAUUUUUCUAAUUAAUUUAAAAAGAAAUUACUUCCCUUGAUGUUUCGGGUUCCUGAUCAGAAGCUUAUUAUGUCAAUAGGGCUUUUCGUUCAUAGUCAUUUGUUUCGAGCUCCUGUCAUAUGUCGUAUAAUCCGAGUAUAUUAAUAUUAUACACAGAUUAUACAACAUAUGACAGAAGCUCGAAACAAAUGACUAUGAAUGAAAAGCCCUAUUGACAUAAUAAGCUUCUGAUCAGGAACCCGAAACGUCAAGGGAAGUAAUUUCUUUUUAAUUUUCGUCGUAUAAUCCGAGUAUAUUAAUAUUAUACACAGAUUAUACAACAUAUGGCAGACACUUGAAACAAAUGACUAUGAAUGAAAAGCCCUAUUGACAUAAUAAGCUUCUGAUCAGGAACGCGAAACGUCAAGGGAAGUAAUUUCUUUUUAAAUUAAUUAGUCAUUUGUUUCGAGCUCCUGUCAUAUGUCGUAUAAUCCGUGUAUAUUAAUAUUAUACACAGAUUAUACAACAUAUGACAGAAGCUCGAAACAAAUGACAAUCGAUGAAAGGCCCUAUUCUAUCACUCUCUACAACUAGGUUCUCUCUAUCAGUCUAUUCCUCCUACCGUAACCUAUCUCACUAUCCAUCACUACCUUCGUGAUAACGUCUAUCAGCUUUUGCUGAAGAAUAACGGUAUAAUUUGCUUUUAACCUAUAAUGUCUUUUUUAUGUCUUCUUCUUUUUGUAUAGACAUGACUCUCUGUUUUUUCGAUAUUCCUCCAGUAUGUUGGGUAUAUGGAAUAAUAGGUUAUGGGAAUAUAUGGGUUGUAGAGCCAAUGAUGGAGUAAUCCGACUUACAUCGAGCAUACUGACAGAUCACCUAAACCAUCAAAGAACGCAAUCUAGAAUAUCUUAUAUAGUUAUUCGCGAGCUCAAGCGAGGGUGCUGCCGCUUACUUGGAACUAGAGGAAUUGGGAUGAAAAUAUAAACCAAUUAUCCGUUAAUCUAUGUAUGAACGUCGUUUGAAAGCUUGUCGGAUGUGUUCAUUUUAUAAAUAAUUUAUUUAUAUUAAUUAAUUACAUCAAUAACAAUAUUAAUUAUAGAAAAAUACGAUAUCCCAAUUACAUCGGCCAUUUUCAUGCAACUGCACUGCCACCUAUAGUCGAUUGAGUUCGCGAAUAGCCAUGUUAUGAGGAAUGAACAGAGAUAUGGCUGGCUGCAACUCAUUCUUCAGGGCAAGGUAUGUGGGAAGAGUGGACCAGGGAGAAGAAGAAUAUCUUGGCUUCAAAACCGGAGAAAGUGGUUCAAUACAUCGACAACCGGACUAUUCCGAAGUUAGGAGAGCCAUGCUGAUCGCCAACAUCCGGAACAGAUAGGAACGGUAAGAAGAAGAUACUGACAGAUGCAGCUGGUAGAUCGAUAAACAAUCUUUUUCAUCAGAGUCACAUAGCAAGAUUAUCAUUAUGGAAAUAUGUACAAAAAAAUCUACGUAAACAUUUUAAAUAUUGGUAAUUGCAAAUCAUGGUGACAAGUACCAAUGAAUGUCAAUAAUAUUUAAAAUAUUAAUUUUACGCGUCUUCCUCGCGAGAAGAAGUUAUAAAUUAAAUAAUUAGGUAAUUUUGGCCUUUCCAAACUCAUAUCACUAGCCGCCACUAGUUACAAAUAAAAAUAAUGACUUUCCUACAUAAAAUUUGUUAAUAAGGGGGCAUUUCUGCGUCAAAUUGCGCAAACAUUUUCUAAUUUCGUUAUCUUAUACUUGUACAUCUCAUCAAAACGAUGUUUGUAUUUUUUAGUGUUACGACACUUUUAGGGAUAAACCUUUUGGAUGGGGAGGGAAUGUUCAAGCACUUUUGGCUUUUAGUUUUUUUUUUUGUUAUUCCGAGUGUAUGUUGAAAAUUUAGCUUCUUAUCGGUUUUUGCCGUUUUACGAUGUGUUACCUCACUCAGAGCUGUAUGCCGCUCAUUAAAGUAACUGAUAUAAGAAAAAGACUAAGUUUUCACUCUAAUGGCAUAUAACAUAUCCCACCAGAAUGAAAACAAUGGGAACCUUCUCUGGUUACACCUCCGAGGCUUCUACAAUUUGCAAGCCAUACGGAUGCUGAGACUAAGGAAGAUGAGGGAAUUCUACAAUUUACAAUUCACGUCACAUCUGCUCAGCGCGGUAAAGUUCCAACGAGACUGGUUCCCUUCAUACUCCACACAGAGUAAAUGUAAAUCAAAAAUUGUUUUCAUUCUGGUGGGAUAUGUUAUAUGCCAUUAGAGUGAAAACUUAGUCUUUUGCUAGCAGUUGCCGCUAGGGCAUCUAUGCCAUUUCGUUCGUUGCAAUUCGGGACUGCACGCUGGGGUUUGUUUUGGUUGGAUCAGGGAGAGCAGCAUAUGUGCCUCCUGAUGAGAGACUAAUAAGUUUCGAAACCGGUAGAGGUGCUUGCAGCACUCUCUGAUUGGACUGGAAUAUGGUUCGGCUGUAUUUUCGUUUUGCAACGAAAUUGAAAAUGGUUAUUCAUUUUUAACUGAUAUAAGUUAAUCCCUUACAGUUGUAUGACUGUUUCAGAAAAAAGACAAACAGCCUUUAUAGCAUCAAUCCGUCAUCAUUAUGAAGAAAUCUGAUAGCUUUAUGUAUUACGAGUGAGAAGCUGUAUCAAAACAUUGUCUAAAAUGCCUUUUACUCUGUGAAACUAUCAGCUUGUCGCUCCAAAGGCGAGAUAGUUUUAAAUAACCAAAGUUAUUAGACCUUAACGCCACCAGCCGUUUUGUUUUGCAAGAAAGUAUGCACUGUAUGUCCACAUAUAGUGCUACUAAGUGUAAAAUUAUUAUUGAGUAACCUCAAUUUCCUCCUAACAGUUUUGUCACUUUUUAACACCUCUAGUAACAGACUACAAAGUAAAUCGAUUAUUUUCAAAGCAGUUUUUUAUUGUCCUCUUAAUGAAAGCCGACCUUCCAAUCGUUUCGCCGGUAAGGACUCGAUAAGAGGAUUGUUCUAAACUAUUUAUCCAAAAUAGCAUCACAAAAAAAUAAUCUCGUAUUCUGAUCUGAAUAAAUAAGUGACAAUGGUAUUUGUGAAUCAUCUGACUGAUUUUUUCGAAUAAUUUAAAUAACCAAUUUUCAGCAACCUUUGUUCGAUCUGUCGUAUAUAUCUCUCGAUACAUAUAUUUGCGUCCACCUAUCAUUUUCAAGAUAUCCAUGCAACCUCCAUUUUGCGGACAGCUUCAUUAAAAAAAGCUAAUGAAGUGAUGCUGGUCAACAUGACAAUAUAAAUUUAUAUCAUGAACAUAAUAAUGACUUAUGUUAUCAUACUAAUGAAACAAUCAUAGGAUACUAAUAUAUAGUAUUUUUACUACAAAAACGUUAUUACGUAGGUCAAAAUUUUUGACGUAAGAGAACUGUCAAAACAUUAGAAUGUGACUUUUCAUUAUUGCUAUGUUUAUUAUAAGCACGGCAAUAAUGAAAAGUUACAUUCUAAUGUUUUGACAGUUCUCUUACGUCAAAAAUUUUGACCUACGUAAUAACGUUUUUGUAGUAAAAAUACUAUACUUCAAAUAUUUUCAGCAAUACCUCCAUACUAAAGGAGAAUCGUAAAAUUCAUCAAAUUUGGGACACUCUAGAUAGCUGUCAAAACAUGAUGACAAAAUAUUAAAUAAUUUCCAAAAUUAUGUUUUUAAAUUUUUUAUUUCCGGUUGAAUAAUUUUACAGUAUGAAAAUAACUUAAUUGUUUAAUACAACUUGUUUAAUUUUUUUUUGUGAUAUAUCUGGAUAUUUGACGCCCGAACCGAUUCUAUUAAAUCUGUACUAUUUUAAUUUGACAACUGAGAAAUAGUGGGUAUUCUGAUCCCAUAUAUUUUUCAAAUUUAGAUAAGUAUUAAAACAAUGAAAAGAUUAAAAAUGUUAUAUAUCUAUACAGUUUUCAUUUCAUUUGUAUAUUUUCUGUACAUUAAAUAAAUCAUUAACUGAAUUUUGAAAAACUCCAUAUUUAUAGAUCUCAAUUUGCGAGUGAGCACCUUAUUAUGUAAUAUAGAUAUUUGGAAAAUGGUCCUUACAUUACUA